This is a messenger RNA of Helianthus annuus (common sunflower), 2066 nucleotides long. RefSeq names its product sorting nexin 2A. NCBI's taxonomy places the organism in Eukaryota, Viridiplantae, Streptophyta, Magnoliopsida, Asterales, Asteraceae. The record is from RefSeq and is a predicted model, not a curated record. The transcript has 5 exons. Gene Ontology annotation, molecular function: phosphatidylinositol binding. The coding region runs from base 216 to 1841 and encodes 541 amino acids.
AGCAAAAGUGGAUUGAAUGAAUGUCAACAACACUCUCGCCGUGUAAACUCCGAAACAUGUUGCACCGGCGAUGAUCUAUAUCUCUAUCACUCCGCCACACUUUGUCUACAUCUUCCCCAAUUUCAAACCCUAAUCAUUUCAACCUCAUCAACAUCCCCCAAAUCACUUCCAAUCCUCUCCAAUUUCUCAAUUCACUUCACGAAUUACAGUAAUCGAUGAUGUCAUAUGAACAACAGGGCUUCGAAGAGCCCCAAUUCUACUCUUCUCACGAAUCAAUCGACUUUAACAACCCUAAAUCCCCCAAUUCCACCUCAACACCCGCACAAUUUGCCGAAAUUCUCACCACUGAACACGGUGAUCCUCUUACACAUUCAUCAUCCUUUCACACAAACCCUAACUCCUUCAAUUCGCUCAUUGAUUCAUCAUCAUCCUUUCACACAAACCCUACCUCCUUCAAUUCGUUCAUUGAUCCACCGUCGUACGCAGAAGCUGUAUUCAGAUCGUUCGACGGCGUUAAAUCCGAUCAAAUCAACGAACACGACGAUGUCUCCACGUCAGAACCGUCUGUAAGUAACUAUUAUUUGCAUAUUUCAGUUAGGGAUCCACGGAAGAUACAUGAUCUAGCUGCUUCGGUUGACUCGGUUAACUCGGUUGUUUCGAGUGGGAAGAAUUACUUGACCUACUUGAUAACCACAUGGACUAACCUUCCGGAGUUUAACGGAACCGAGUUUAGUGUCCGGAGACGGUUUAAAGACGUUGUGAUGUUAUCUGAUCGGUUAUUGAAAGCGUACCGAGGGUGUUUUAUUCCGACGAGGCCAGAUAAAGGUGUGGUGGAGAGCCAGGUUAUGCAGAAGCAUGAGUUUAUUGAGCAGAGGAGGGUGGCUUUGGAGAAAUAUUUUAAGAAGCUGGCUGCGCAUCCGGUUAUUCGGCAUAGUGAGGAUUUGAGAGUGUUUUUGCAGGUGCAGGGGGAUUUGAAAUGGAUGAAUGUCGGGAAUGUGGGUGCGGUUGUUGAGAGUAGGGAGGUGGGGAAUCAAGGGAAAGGAGGGAGAGAUGUGGUUAGGAUGUUUAAAGAGUUGAGGCAGUCGGUUACGUAUGGUUGGGGUGGGACAAAGCCGCCUUUGGUGGAAGAGGAUAAGGAGUUCUUGGAGAAGAAGAUGAAGUUGCAGGAUUUUGAGCUGCAGUUGAGUAAUGUGUCUCUGCAGGCUGAAUCUCUUGUUAAAGCUCAACAAGACAUAGGCGAAACCAUGGGACAAUUAGGUUUGGUAUUUGUUAAACUAACCAAAUUUGAAACCGAGGAAGCCGUGUUCAUCUCUCAGAAAACGAGAGCCAAAGAUAUGAAAAACAUGGCAACUUCUUCUGUUAAAGCAAGCAGACUGUACGGCGAAUUAAAUGCACAAACCAUCAAACAUUUGGACAAGCUUCAUGACUACCUAGGAGUGAUGUUAGAUGUGAACAACGCAUAUUCAGAUCGAUCAAAUGCGUUGUUGACAGUUCAAACCGUUGUAACAGAGAUUUCAAUUCUAAGUUCAAGAAUUGAAAAACUUGAAGCGGCUGCAUUCAAGAUAUUUGGUGCUGACAGGUCUAGAAUUCAGAAAAUAGACGAGUUGAAAGAAACCUUGAGAGUUACAGAAGAUGCCAAAAAUCACGCAGUCAAAGAGUAUAAACGUAUAAAGGAGACUAACAAGACUGAAUUCGAGAGGCUUGACAAAGAGAAGCGUGAAGAUUUCAUUGGGAUGUUAAAGGGAUUCGUCGUCAAUCAGGCAGGAUAUGCAGAGAAGAUGGCAAGUGUAUGGGAAACAUUUGCUAAGGAAACAAAUGGAUAUGCAGGAAGUUGUAGCUAAAAGUGGUUUAAUGUUUUUGUUAAUGAUGUUAUUCAGUUAUUGCAAGUGCAUAUUAACUGUCACUACCUAAAUUUUGUGCAGCAACCACCCAAAUAGUGUUUCCAAAAGGUGUACUAUAAGUGACCAUAUGUCCAAAAUGGCUAGUCUUUGUAUUUUCUUUUUAUGUUUUAUAGAUGAUAAAUAUUACACAUUUGAAAAAAGAAAAGUAUUACUUCUUUUUUAAAA